Molecule: messenger RNA, 2203 nt
Organism: Chaetomium strumarium
Lineage: Eukaryota; Fungi; Ascomycota; Sordariomycetes; Sordariales; Chaetomiaceae
Exons: 1
Coding region: 426-2039 (537 amino acids)
Molecular function (GO): protein binding
Source: RefSeq, a predicted model, not a curated record
GCGGCUCCAACUGUUAUUACAGGGGGUGGCAGACAGACCCGAGCACAACGUUGAGGUGCCAUUCAGCUAAGGGCGAACCAUCCUGGGCAGCUGCCCAUCCGCCUGAACUGCCGCAACGGAACUCCUGUGCCAUCCACCGAUCCAACCGUACCUCGCAGCUCCUGCCCCAUCCCUAAUAAGGCCACCAACAGACCUUACCAGCUGCUAAUGGUAAUAGACAACACCGCGUACAAGCUGCAUAACUUCUCCACCGGAGGUUCUCAUUUGCAGACUUGCAGUUGCUUGCUACCUGAAGGAAUCAGCUCCCGGUCUGUGGGCCACCAGCAUCAAAACGUAAACGACAUUCCAGCCGUCUCCCGCCUGCGCCGCUGCCCGCGCCCGUCGCUUUUUUGUCGAUGCUUGGGAGAUGACCAUUCAACCCCACGAUGGCUGAUCAGGCCACAGCAGCGGGGCGAGAAAGGCCACCGAUCAAGGUUGUGCGGUCGCAGAAGAUCACGGAGACGUAUUCGCCGCCAGCCUCUGAGCUGUACGACGCUACCGAAGCCGAGGACCGAGCUCCGCCGAUACCGCGAUCACACACGCCAGGCCACCUCGCAUCGAAAAGCCAGGAUCGCCGAUAUAAGUUCGCCGACGUCGCCGUACGUCAGCGCUCGCAAUCGACAGCCGCAGUCCCGUCUCCGCCCCCAUCCGGGGUCUCAUUGCCCUCCCUCCCCACCGCGACCUCCUCCUUCUCCAUCCCGCCGACGAAGACGCCAACGCCCUCCUCGACUCGACAGCCCAGCAUCGCCGAGGAUGGAGAUGGAUCCUCCGCCGGCCGGGAACGGCACGACUCGGCCGGCAGCAGCAAGGAAACCGCCCGGCGACCGACAGCGGUGCGUUCUACGUCCGCCAUCGCGAGCCGGCCGGGAACAGUGGGGCCGGGAUCGGGCGUUAUAGCUCGCCUGGGCACCGGCCGCGGCGCUCCGGCGAAGGGGGCCGAGCUGUACACGCCGUUCCCGCCGCUGGCGAACCCCAAGACGGCGCCGGACGUGCCCCCGGCGCCGUCGUCCGGCAUGUACUGGAGCCGGGCGCCGGUGUCCGGGGCGCCGCACACGGCGCUGCGCGCGCACACCACCACGCUGGUGGGUUCCAACGUCUACGUCUUUGGGGGUUGCGACUCGCGCGCCUGCUUCAACGCGCUGUAUGUGCUGGACGCCGACGCCUUCCACUGGUCGGCGCCGCACGUGGUCGGCGACGUGCCCGUCCCGCUGCGCGCCAUGACCUGCACGGCCGUGGGCAAGAAGCUGGUCGUGUUUGGCGGCGGCGACGGGCCGGCGUACUACAACGACGUGUACGUGUUGGACACGGUCAACUUCCGCUGGUCCAAGCCGCGCAUCCUGGGCGACAAGGUGCCGUCGAAGCGCAGGGCGCACACCGCGUGCCUGUACAAGAACGGCAUCUACGUGUUUGGCGGCGGAGACGGCGUGCGGGCGCUCAACGACAUCUGGCGCCUCGACGUCAGCGACACCAACAAGAUGUCAUGGAAGCUUAUCUCGGGUCCGUCCUCGGCGGACGGCCGGUCACCGGCCGGUGGCAGGGAUGCACGGCCGAAGGCGCGGGGCUACCACACGGCGAACAUGGUCGGCAGCAAGCUGAUCAUAUACGGCGGCUCGGAUGGCGGGGAGUGCUUCAACGAUGUGUGGGUGUACGACGUGGAGACGCAGGUCUGGAAAGCAGUCAGCAUCCCCGUCACGUUCCGGCGGUUGUCGCAUACCGCCACUAUUGUCGGGUCGUAUCUCUUCGUGAUUGGCGGCCACGACGGGAACGAGUAUUCCAACGACGUCCUGCUGCUGAAUCUGGUCACCAUGACCUGGGACAAGCGGAGGGUCUACGGGGCGGCCCCCAGCGGCAGGGGCUACCACGGUACUGUCUUGCACGACAGCCGGCUGUUGAUGAUCGGCGGGUUCGACGGGAGCGAAGUGUUUGGCGAUGUGUGGAUUCUCGAGCUCGCUGUCCAUGCGUACUAUUCGCAGAUCAGCCACUUCACCAUUGAGGUCUAGGCUCGGCUUUGCGCCUGACGCCACGGAGCGUCAUGUUUGUUCGAAAGAGAUAAGAAGUUUAAGGUAUCGAAGGAUGGUGGUGAGGCGGGAGGCAAGCAUUGGUACAAACAAGUACGGCGUCGCGGGUCUAGGUGUCCAAAAAAGCGAAGCGGGUGGACAGGAUU